Bursaphelenchus xylophilus (pine wood nematode) is the source of this 751-nucleotide messenger RNA. The record is from the annotation of a GenBank genome assembly. NCBI's taxonomy places the organism in Eukaryota, Metazoa, Nematoda, Chromadorea, Rhabditida, Aphelenchoididae.
AUGUCUGUUAACGAUGAACAAGUUUGUUAUACGUUGUGGAGAGUUCGUCGUACUGUUUUACAGGUAAUUAUAUGAUUUCUUAUUGUCACUCGGUUAUUUAGAUGUGCCAUGAUCGCGGAUAUUUGGUGACCCAAGAAGAAUUGGAGCAGACGUUGGAUCAGUUCAAGGAAUUUUUUGGUGACAGACCUUCCGAAGGUAACCCUUCUCGGAGUUCCUUGACUUUAUUGGUGGCUCAUAACGACGAUCCCACAGGUAAGAUUAAAAUUUAUUUUAGGUAUUAUUUUAGAUCAAAUGUACGUUUUCUUCCCGGAAGAUCCCAAGAUUGGUAUCAAGACAAUCAAAGCGUUCUGUCAGCAGAUGCAGGAACAAAAUAUCACCAGGGCGAUCAUUGUCGUUCAAGGCGGAAUGACCCCUUCUUCCAAACAGGCCGUUAAUGACAUGAUGCCCAAAUAUCAACUGGAGGUAUUUUUGGAGGCCGAAUUGAUGGUUAAUAUCACUGAGCAUGAACUGGUGCCCGAACAUGUGGUCAUGACACAAGACGAAAAGGCUGAAUUGCUCGCCAGAUAGUAAGCUUUGAGUCUUUUCUAAUAUUGUGACCUGUUUUAGCAAGCUGAAAGAUACCCAGCUGCCGAGAAUUCAGUUGAGUGAUCCAGUUUCCCGUUACUUCGGAUUGAAGAGAGGCCAAGUUGUGAAGAUUAUCCGGCCUUCCGAGACUGCUGGGCGUUACAUUACCUACAGAAUCGUCGUUUAA